GCCACCCACUUGGGAAUCCUGCCUACUUGCGUGAACUCGCACAUCUACCAGUGGCUUGGAAUCGGACGCGCUGCUAGGGCAGUGGCUGCGGCGACAUUUCGAUUCCCUAAAGAACCGAUUGUAACUGUCAGUCUGCUCCGCACGAAUGAUUUGAGAAAAAGCGAUAUGACGGCUUCUGUCCUCCUUGAGCCAGGAGCCAAUGAGUCUACUGCAAGAGGUAUGGACGAUGAAGCUGAAAGCCGGACCCUUAUGUCCAUACCUUCAUUCAAGAAAUUCCAUUUUAUCUGGGUAGAGCAGGAAGAUGCACUGCUUCUUGAACUGAAGAAGGCGCUGGAGGAACACAGAGAUGAACAAGAGUGUGCCAAACUGGUGAAGAAAUGUUACGACCACUAUACGGAAGCUGCCCACGCAAAAGUCCGAGCAGCCCAUGAAGAUGCCUCUUACAUUGCUACCGGAGCUUGGAAAACCCCUUUCGAAGCAGGGAUGAUGUGGAUGGGUGGUUGGCGCCCCACCACAGCCAUAGUGUUGGUCUUUUCCUUAAUAGGGUUACAAAUAGAGAACGAGCUUCAGCGGUUGCUUGAAGGCAUCAACGUAUCGUCCAUGGCAGCCCUCUCGGCCAAGCAACUUGCUAAGUUGAACGCCCUUCAGCAACAUACUUCCACAGAAGAGGACGAAAUCUCAAAUCGCCUUGCUGUGCUACAGAUGUUGGUGGCAGAUCAGCAAAUGACUCGUGCAACCACAGCUGAUCCUCCUUCAAGUGACUGCUUUAAUAUGGCCGAAAUAAGGGAAGCAAUAGAGCCUAAGCUUGCAGGACUUCGAGAUCUGUUUGUUGAAGCUGAAACGCUUAGGCUACGAACCCUCCAGGAAUUGUUCGAUGUUUUAAGCCCCAUCCAAGCAGCUCAGUACGCUGUUGCCGCACUAGAAAUGGCCAAAGCUAUACACAAGUUGGGUGCCGAGUUCCGAAACGCACAUUCUGGAGAUGUGAAUGCACGGACUUCCGAUAAUCCUGGUUUAAAUAUUUGGGACAUUGCGUGUCAAGGAGAUGUGGAGAAACUACAAGAAGCUUUUAAUUUAGGCUUGAAUCUCUCUGAAACAGAUUAUGAUGGCCGGACGCCUUUGCACCUUGCUGCAGGGAGGGGCCAUUUAGACUGUGUAGCCCUACUGGUGGAGAAAGGUGCUGAAGUCAAUGUUAAAGAUAAUGACGGAGUAAGCCCACUUAUAGACGCGUUGAAAGGGGGUCACGAUCAGGCUGCACAAUUUCUUCUUAAUAAUGGAGCGACACCUGAAAUGAAGGAUGCUGGUAGUGAACUGUGCAAGGCAGCAGCGAACAAGGACAUGGAAUUUGUGGAGAGGCUUGUUAAGGCAGGUGUGGAUCCAAAUGAGGCAGAUUACUCUCAACGGACGCCAUUGCAUAUUGUAGCAGCUGAUGGAACAGCCAAGGAUGUUGAGUUUCUAGUGCAAGAGGGUGCUGAUGUGCUCGUCAAGGAUCGGCAUGGAUAUACACCCUUGGAUGAAGCAAGGGAGAACGAUAAUGAAGCCACUUUAAAGGUUUUGGAAGCCGAGGUUGCUCGACGUCAGCAUGAGUUGGAAGCCGAUGACAACAAUUCUGAUGAUAACAGCAGUUCAUCUCCUUUGGAUGAUGUUCAAGACAUGGACUUGCAGUUCUUAGAAGGUGAUCAUGAGGACCACAUGCUAAAAUGAGUUGAGUGGUAGUUCUGUGGGACUGCGAGGUGCCAUUUUCAAGCAAGGCGAGGUUGUAUUUCUCUGAAGUAACCUUUGUUAUGGACACAAGUCUGCGGUCAUUUGAAUAGUGUUUUAGACUUUGCAAGCAUGUUUUUUUGGGAAAAAUCAAAUUUUGCGAGUUAAUAGUAUUAGGUAGGUUCUAAGCCACUAUGUUGGAGUUAAGCUUGGUGUGGUUUGUAUUAUAUAUUGAAGAAGCCACUUUAGGGCUUCGAUUGGGUAGCUCUAGGUUAAGACUAAGAACAGGUGAGUUGCAAGUGUUGGGCACAAAAUUUACAUCAACUGGGUUUGGUAGGAUGUAGGAGCUCCGUCUGAAAUGAUCACUCUCCUUUUAGUAGUGACUUUUGAUCGGAACUUAGUUCUCCUGAUUUGUAAACAAGGAGUUUUUGUUUUAACAGAUUCCAUGUGGUUUUUGGAAUUCUUUCUUACA
Physcomitrium patens is the source of this 2170-nucleotide messenger RNA. RefSeq lists its product as uncharacterized. Gene Ontology annotation, molecular function: sequence-specific DNA binding; protein binding. The record is from RefSeq and is a predicted model, not a curated record. NCBI's taxonomy places the organism in Eukaryota, Viridiplantae, Streptophyta, Bryopsida, Funariales, Funariaceae. Gene Ontology annotation, biological process: DNA-templated transcription.